Guillardia theta CCMP2712 is the source of this 573-nucleotide messenger RNA. RefSeq lists its product as hypothetical. The record is from RefSeq and is a predicted model, not a curated record. The transcript has a single exon. NCBI's taxonomy places the organism in Eukaryota, Cryptophyceae, Pyrenomonadales, Geminigeraceae. The coding region runs from base 1 to 573 and encodes 190 amino acids.
AUGGCGGAAACAAGCGGAGAAUGCCUGUUUGGACGCGAAUGUCGUAUACAGGGAGCUCCAUGCAACCCUGCGACUGGGACUGGACAUAAGUGCCGGAAAUGUGGUGGCAACUUUCAUGCAGUAUGUGCCAGUUUUCGAAGUGAGGAUCCUGGAUUUUGUGGUUGUCAAUCGCCGCCUCCUCCCAGCAAUGAUGUGCAGUCAGCGAUAGCAAUUGACGAAUCGGAAGGAGAUGGCAUGUCAGUGUCCUCUCGCACGUCACAGUUAGAUGAUGGGAUGGAGGGACCAAGCUCGAUGUUUCAAGAUCCCACUGCUGCUGCAAGAACCAACAAAGCACGACCAAAACGAAAACAUUCUUCUACAGAAGCUGAGUCUGCUUUGUGGGACAACUUACGUGUUCAGGACGAAGCAGCGCUCGAAGCAUCAGUGGAAGCUAUCCGCGAGAAUACGAUAUCGAAGAAGAGCAGGAAGAUGUAUACCAGCUCCAUGAUACGUCUUUUGCAAUGGCUCUAUGUCAACAGAAAGGAAGUUCUCACCAAGGAGUUCAGGGAGCUCAUGGAAGACAAAAUAUCAUGA